Molecule: messenger RNA, 12279 nt
Organism: Columba livia (rock pigeon)
Lineage: Eukaryota; Metazoa; Chordata; Aves; Columbiformes; Columbidae
Gene: GOLGB1
Product: golgin B1
Exons: 22
Coding region: 258-10748 (3496 amino acids)
Cellular component (GO): cis-Golgi network; Golgi apparatus; endoplasmic reticulum-Golgi intermediate compartment
Source: RefSeq, a predicted model, not a curated record
GCUGAUGGUCACGUCUAUCUUCGAGUCUCCGUAGUUGACUGGCUGUGGUCCUGCGGGGAGGCGGGGCCGCACCGGAGGCGGAAGCCGCGGCGGCGUGUUCCGGUGCUGAGGUGGCGGACGGUGCGUCGGCCGCCUGUCAGGAGCGCCAGGAUGAGGAACGGCGUGACGUACCCGUGUGUGACUGCGCUGCCCUGGAAACCCCUCCACCGCUGACUUAGCAGACCCGUGAGCUGCUCGGUGCAUGGAAGAGGCUGAAGAUGCUAAGCCGUUUGUCAGGUUUAGCAAGUACUGUUAUGCAAGAGCUGUCAGGUGACGACAGAGAUGAUGGAGAUCCAGUUCGGGAAUCCUUUACUGCAGUCCAGGCUGCAGAGCCACAAGCACAGAGCGUGGCGGAGGCGCCUGAGGAGCUGCUGGAGCGCCUCGCCCAGACAGAACAGCUCGUUGCCCAGCUGAAGGAUUUGAUCCGAGAAAAGGAUGCCCUGCUCCAGCAAAAAGAAACUGUACUCAAGGAAGAGCGAGAGGCUGCGGACGCGAAGCUGAUGAAGCUGAAACUUCAGGCCAAAGCCAAAGUGGCCUCUCUAAACAAACGCAUUGAGGAGCUGACAGAGAAAGGAUCAGCGCUGCCCGCACAAACCUUGUCCGAAGAGCAGUGCCGGGAUAACCAGCAAAAGAGAGGCGAGAGGCAUGGAGAGGAAGCCGAAGCACUGAGAGCGCAGCUCAGGGCGCGAGAGGAGGCUGCUCGGGACCUGCAGGAGCAGCUGGCUCUGGCUGAAGUCAGCCUCAAAGAUGCUGAAAUCAAGUAUGCCACACAGCUGAGCUCCCUGCAGGAGGCGGUUCGGGAGAAGGAAGCUCUCCUGGAAGAGCAGGUUCACCAGCACCAAGCUGAAUUACUCAAGAUAGUGGCUCAGUCAGAUCUGGAAGCAGAGAUGCAGCAGAACCUGCGGGCGCUGCAGCGACAGCUGGAGGAGCAGGAGGCAGCUCUGCUGGGGCGCGCUCAGGCGGUGGAGCUGCUGCAGCAGCAGUUACGUGCUGCUGAACAGCAAAACCAGAUGCUCCUGGAUCAGUGCCAGAAGAUGGAGGUAGACCUGGUCUCCCUGAGGGAUGUGCUAGAAUCCGAGAGACGAGAGUCUCGGGGCCGCAGAGAGGAGCUGGAGCUGGAGCUGGCCGAGAGGAAGAUGUCCUCGCAUCGCUUGCAGGAGGAGCUGCAGUGUCUCCUGGGACAGCUGGAAGAGGCAAGAGGAGCACAAGCUGCAUUAGAGGUGAAGUGUAAAGACCUGGAGCAGCAACAAAGGCUGGAGGUGGAAGAGAAGAACCUGCAGAUCAGUUGUCUGAAGGCGGCCGAGCAAGAGCUGCAGUCCAGGCAUGCUGUCCUCGUAGCUGAAAACCAGCAGCUGAAGCAGGAUGUUGAUCGGCUGUUGGUGUUGUCUGCUGAAAACAGUGCUGCGGUACAGAAACUACAGGAUGAACUUGUACAGAAAUCUGAAGAAUCUGCGUGCUGUCAGACGGAGCUGAAGUCCCAUUCAGUAGUGCGGGUCUCUGAGCUGGAGAAGCAGGAUGAAACAGCUUCACGGGAAAAAAUAAUAGAUCAGGAAGAUCAGAGCGGGACUUCGCUCCUACCCACGGAAAACUUGGAGAGACAGAAGAUUGAAGAAACACCGCACUUAGAACGUGUUCUCCAGGCGCCGCAGGACGCUCCGGUGGUCACGGAACGUGUUCUCCAGGCGCCGCAGCAGGACGCUCCGGUGGUCACGGAACGUGUUCUCCAGCAGCAGCAGGACGCUCCGGUGGUCACGGAACGUGUUCUCCAGGCGCCGCAGCAGGACGCUCCGGUGGUCACGGAACGUGUUCUCCAGGCGCCGCAGCAGGACGCUCCGGUGGUCACGGAACGUGUUCUCCAGGCACCGCAGCAGGACGCUCCGGUGGUCACGGAACGUGUUCUCCAGGAACCGCAGCAGGACGCUCCGGUGGUCACGGAACGUGUUCUCCAGGAACCGCAGCAGGACGCUCCGGUGGUCACGGAACGUGUUCUCCAGCAGCAGCAGGACGCUCCGGUGGUCACGGAACGUGUGAAGCAGGCAAGAACAGACGGCUUUCCCAAUGGAAGCAAGCAGUUUUCUGAGGAAAGUUGUCCACCUGCAAUUCUAGAAUAUAUUUCUGCAGAGAAACAGAAAGAACUCUCAGUUUUGCUGCUGGAACUGCAAGAAGCCCAAGAAGAAAUAACCUUUCUGAAAAGGCAGCUCGAGGGCCCAAAUGGCCGAACUUCUACAGGCAGCCAAACCGGAGAAGCCGAUGACCAGGUGGAAGGUGAUUCCCGGAUGCUGUUUCUUGAGAGGGAAGAGCAAAAGGCUUCAGAUACACAAAAUGAAUUGCAGCAAAUCGGUGUGCGUCAGGCACACAGAACCGGUCUUCAGGAAGCGCCGCAGGGGACAGCGCUUCCCUGCGGAGGGGACACGGGGACAGUGCCAGCAGCCUCUGCGGCACAGCCGGGGACAGGGACAAUGCCAGCAGCCUCUGUGGCACAGCCGGGGACAGGGGCAAUGCCAGCAGCCUCUGCGGCACAGCCGGGGACAGGGGCAAUGCCAGCAGCCUCUGCGGCACAGCCGGGGACAGGGACAAUGCCAGCAGCCUCUGCGGCACAGCCGGGGACAGGGGCAAUGCCAGCAGCCUCUGCGGCACAGCCGGGGACAGGGGCAAUGCCAGCAGCCUCUGCGGCACAGCCGGGGACAGGGGCAAUGCCAGCAGCCUCUGCGGCACAGCCGGGGACAGGGGCAAUGCCAGCAGCCUCUGCGGCACAGCCGGGGACAGGGACAAUGCCAGCAGCCUCUGCGGCACAGCCGAGGACAGGGACAAUGCCAGCAGCCUCUGCGGCACAACCGCAGCCGGGCACCUCUCAGGAUCAAGAACUGAUAAAGUUACAAAACCGAAUUACAGAACUGCAAAUAAUUCUGCAGAAAUCAGAAGAAUCCUAUAAGAAAGAUCUAGGAGAAAAAGGUGCAGAAAUUAACAGGCUAAAUGAGUUGGCCGAGGAAUACAGAAAAAAAAUAGAGGAUUCAGACAGUGCAUUUUGUGUUUUGACUGAAGAGCGAGAUCAGCUCCUGCAUCAGAUGAAGGAACUUCCUGCCAUAGCAGAACUGAAAGAGCGAGUGAAGCAGCUUGAGGAAAACCUGGCUCUUUCAGAAAAGCAGAGGCUGUCGGACAGCCAGAGCAGUCUUCUGAAAGAACAAAUCCAGAGCCUUAAAAAUGAGUUUAAAUCCAAGGAGGUAAAAAUAGAAGCUUUGCAGAAAGACUUGGAUGAAGCGCAACUUCAGCUUUCUGACCAGGACAUGCAACUAAAAGAUCUGAGGAGCCAGAACGAGAAGAAGGAACGUGAAGUACUUGAUCUAGAACAACUUCUGAGGAAGAACACAGCUGAGACGGAAGAGCUUUCCCAACACUUGGCCUCAAAGAGCCGCGAAGCAGCGAGCCUGCAGCAGCUGGUCGCUGGACACGCCAGGACUGUCGAGAGCCUGCAACAGGCCUUGCUGGAGAAGGACCGACAGAUGACGGAGAUCAGCGUCAGCAUGUCCGAGAAAAUGGUCCUGCUGAACGAAGAGAAGUUUUCUCUGGGAAAUGAGCUGCGGAGUCUUAGAGAGCAAACCAGUCUGUUACUGAAAGCACAGGAAGAAAAAGACCACAACGUAGAAGCAGAAGACGCAUCUCUGAGAUGUGGGACGUCUGAGCAGCCGCCUGAGACAGGGGCAGCGUCCGAAGGAAGCGGGGGACUAGGAAAUAAGCUGGAACUUCUGAAAAGAGAGAACGAGCGAGUGAAGCGGAAGCUGCAGGCGGCACUGGGCAGCAGGAAGGAGCUCCUGAGGAGGGUGGGCGGCCUGGAGGGCGAACUGGCGCGGCUGAGAGGAGAGCGUGAGCCAGAAACCGCAGCGGCUCGGAAAGCUGAGGGGGAAGAAAAUACAAGCAGCGUGGUGAGCAGAGAGGCGAAUCUGGAAAGCCAGCCCAGCGAGGAGCAUCUAGUUCAGCUGCUUUCCGAAAAGGAUGCCGAGCUGCAGAGGAUCCGCAAGGACCUGCUGGAUAAAGAAACUACCGAAGCGCAGUUGCAGGCAGUGAUCGAGGAAAUGAGGCGAAGCUUGGACGGUAAAGCCAGCGUUGUCUCAGUUAAAGAUGAAAACACAGAGAGUCGGACAAUUGCUGACAAAGUAACUGAAACCAGUGAAAGCCCAAUACAUUAUGAAGAAGAUGAAGAAAACAGUUCAGCAGCUAUGAAUCCUGAAGAAAACCAAAAGUCUGUGCUGAAAGAGAGGAUUUCAACCCUUGAACAGGAGAAAGAACAGCUUCAAAAAAAGCUUCAGGAAGCCCUGGUGUCUCGCAAAGACACUGUAAAAAAGGCUCAGGAAAAAGACAGGCAUCACAGAGAACAGCUGAAACAGCAGAAGGAUGAGUACAGCAUUCUGCAAGAGCAGUUCGAGAGGCAAAGCAAGGAGAAGGAGAGCAUGCAGGCCCGGCUCAGACAGCUCCAGGAGCAGAAAGGGCCGACAGGGCGUGCUCUGGAGAAUCAAGGCGGGUUGGAUUCUUCAUGCGUGGAAGCAGAAAAUACAACAAAAAACAAGCUUGUACAAGUUGCAGAUGUUUCUGGGGAAGAGUUUGAGAAAAAGCUUGAAAAACUGCAGAUGGAGAAAGAGGAAUUGGAAUGUUGUGCUAGCCAUAUGCAAAGCGAACUUGCUUGCAAAUCAGAAUUGGUCUCUCGUUUGCAAGAGCACAUAGAGCAGUUGUUUCUGGAGAUAGAAGGGCUGAAGAGAACCUCUGGCCAAGCUGAAGCUAAGGCAGCGCGUCUUCAGGCACAGCUGGAGGAGAGCCGGGCAAAAGCGUCCGCAGAGGGCGGUCUGGAGGAGCUGCCAACACUUCUGCGCCAAAAGGGUGAAGAGAUGGAACUUCUUAACGUGCAGUUAAGGGAGAGAAGUGAAGCUCUCAAUGAUGUGCAGGCACAGUUGCUGGAAAAAGAGGAUGCAGUGAAGAGACUGUGUGGUCAGUUGGAACUGCAGGCUCAGGCGCAUGAGGAGCAACGCAAGCGGCUGCAAACAGAGUUGCUCGAAAUCCAGGAGAAGCAGGAUGGUGAUGCAGAAGCAGCUAAACAGAAGAACCAAAUGCAGAGAAAACUGCAGGCUGCGCUUAUCUCUAGAAAAGAGGCGCUGAAGGAGAGCAAAGCUCUGAAAGAGGAGCUGGCUGACGCUAACACGACGAUUGAAAAUCUCCGUGUCAGGUUGACAGAUAUGGAAAGCCAAAUAUGUGGCCACGUUAAAGAAACAGAUACUUUAACAGAAAAGCUAGCGAGCCUUACUGAAGAGCGAGAAAAACUUAUUGCAGAAAUUGAUAAAGUACUAAUGGAAAAUCGGAACCUUGCUGGAUGCUGUGAAGACCUGACGUUCAGUCUGGACAGGGCUGUUGUAGAGAAGGAGAAGCUGGAGACGGAGAUGGAGUCCUUGAAGUGCUCUCAAGCCGCUGAGAGCUCUGAGUGGCACGAGAAACACAGGGAGCUCCAGAAAGAGUAUGAAACUCUUCUGCAGUCGUAUGAGAACGUGAGUGACGAGGCGGAGCGGAUUCAGCGCGUUCUGGAGGCUGUCAGGCAGGAAAAGCAGGAAAUCUUCAUUAAGCUGAAAAGUGUAGAAGCAGAAAAAGAGGAAACGGAUAAGCAGUUACAGGAGGCGGGACAGGAGAUUGAUGGGAUGAAGGAGAAAAUGAGGAAAUUUGCCAAAUCAAAGCAACAGAAGAUCCUGGAGCUAGAGGAGGAGAAUGAGAAGCUUCGAGCAGAGUCGCGCUUCACAGAUGGGGAGCUGCGCAGGACUGGAGAUGUCCUCACCAACACCGGCCUGAGGGAGGAUCCGGAGAGCUCUGGCAGCGAUUACCAGUCUCUUUCUGCUCAGCUUGAGACAGCGAUGGCUGAAAAGGAGUCUCUUACUCAAGAGAUCGCAGACUUGAAGUGUCGUUUGCAGUUAACAGAAUCUGAGCUGAAGGAAAGCAGAGAACUGGUGGACAAGUGUGUUGCUCAGAAGACAAGAGGGGAAGAAACAAACGGGGCAGUUGACACAGCGUCACCAACGGAGGGGGCUCAAAAUGGAGUGGAUGUGAGUUUUAGAGCAGAGUGUCCUGCUGCGGAGCUGGAGCGAACGGCAGGUGAAGGCGACGGCCCCGGCGAGGGUCCCGGCUCCCCCGGCGAGGGUCCCGGUGGCCCCGGCGAGGGUCCCGGUGGCCCCGGCGAGGGUCCCGGUGGCCCCGGCGAGGGUCCCGGUGGCCCCGGCGAGGGUCCCGGCUCCCCCGGCGAGGGUCCCGGCUCCCCCGGCGAGGGUCCCGGCUCCCCCGGCGAGGGUCCCGGUGGCCCCGGCGAGGGUCCCGGCUCCCCCGGCAAGGGUCCCGGCGGCCCCGGCGAGGGUCCCGGCUCCCCCGCGCGGCAGAGCACUGAGAUCACGGGGUGGCAGGAGCACGGGGGGCACUCCGAGCAGCAGCUGCGGGACAUGCGCGCGUGUGUUGAGGCUUUAACGGGUGACAAAAGGGCUUUAGAGACCCAGAUGGAAGAGAAGGUCCGUGAGCUGGAUGCUCUUAAGGACACAGUAGCAAAAAUGGAACAAACGGUCCAAAAAACCAAAGAUGACCUUGUUAGGAUGACAGAACUGAAGGACGCGCUGGAGGCCGAGAAGGACGAUUUGGAAGAAAGGCUCAUGAAUCAGCUGGCGGAACUUAAUGGGAGUAUUGGCAACUAUCAGCAAGAUGCAACAGACUUCCAGAUUAAAAACGAGGAGCUGAAACAUGAGCUUCAGAGUCUGCAGAGAAUGAUGCACGAGCUGGAGGAGGAGAAGAAAUGUCAGAUGGCAGAAGAGGAAAGCAAAGCAAGUUCAGAAAAGCAAAGGGAACUUGUAGAAAAGCUACAAUGCAGUUGGAGGGGAGACAGCACACAUGUAAAGGAGCUCCAGGAACUGCUGAAACAGAAACAGCAGGAGAUCAGGCAGCUGCAGAAGGACUGUAUUAAAAGCCAGGAGAAGAACAGUAGUUUAGAAAGAACCGUCAAAGCUCUGGAGUUUGUGCAGAGUGAGUCUCAGAAGGAGGUGGAGGUGGCCAGAGGGGCUUUAGCCAAAGCAGCCGGGGACGCCCGGAAGGCGCAGGCGGAGCUGGCGCUCUGCAGGGUGGCGCUGGACGACACCCAGAGCGAGGCGGCCAGGGUGGCCGCCGAGAGCGUGAGGGUGAGGGAGGAGCUGCAGGCGAGCAGGGAGAAUAUUAGAGCUCAAAUGAAGAAAAAAGAGGAGGACUUUGAGAGAAGGCUGGAGCAGGAGAAAGACAAGCACUCAAAGGCAAUUAAGAACAUGGAAGAAAAGCUGGCAGCUUUGCAGAGGGAGAAAGACCUUCUGGAAACCAUGCUUGGUGAUCUUCAGGGCUCCUUGAAGACGAAGGAUCAAGAGGCCAAGGAACUGGAAGGCAGCCUCAACAAAACGCUGGCGCAGCUCGCAGCCUUCUCCAGGAGCAUGUCUGCCCUUCAGGAUGACAGGGACAGGGUGAUAGACCAGUCCAAGACGUGGGAGAAGACGUUCUCAGAGGCUAUUCAAAAGAAGGAGGAAGAAAUCCGUUUGAAGGAGGAAACCUGUGUUGUGCUGAAGGACCAGGUGAAGCAGAUGGCCGUGCGUGUGGAAGAGCUUCAGACUCACAUAUCCAGGCUGGAACUCAACAAGGAGGAGCAGGAGUCUGAGUCCAGGAGGGAGAUUCAGCGUCAUCAGCAGACGUGUGGGGUGUUGCAGGAGGAGAAGCAGGAGCUUCUGACUGAGCUGGAAGCCUCUCGGCAGCUGUACAGCGAGUCUCAGGACGAGCGGCUCAGACUGGAGCGGGACAUGGGCAGCCUGAGGGAGCAGCUGGCUGACUCGCAGAACGGCCUCGCCAGCUGCGAGCUGGCCAGGGAGGAGCUGGCAACCGUGGUUAAGCAACAGGAGACCAGCAUCCAGAACUUGAGAUUCAGCUGCGAACAGCUUCAGGCUGAUCUGCAAGCUUCCAGGGACCUAACCAAUAAGCUGCAUGAAGAAACCAGUGCCAAGGAUCAGAAGAUCAUUAGUUUGCUGUCUGCCAAGGAAGAAGCGGUUAUGGCUGCUCUGUCUGAGUUACAGCAGCAACAUUCUGAAGAGAUGAAAGAGCUGGAGCGGAGGCUCAGUAAGGAGGAAGAAGAUAAAAAAGCCUUGGAAAAUGAGCAGAACACAUUUCUUGAGAAGCUUGAUCGUCUCGCUGAAAAGAUGCAGAUAAGCAGAGAAGAAAGUAAGCAGCAGAAGGCACAGCUGGACUCCUUCACCAAGGCCAUGUCGUCUUUGCAAGAUGACAGAGACCGCAUACUGAGAGACUACAAGCAACUUGAGGAACGUCAUCUCGUUAUCAUCUUGGAAAAAGACCAGUUAAUUCAAGAGUCCGCUGCCGAAAACAAUAAGCUCAAGGAAGAGAUCAGGAGUUUCCACGGCCAGAUGGACGACCUCAACUCUGAGAACGCCAAGCUGAAUGCGGAGCUGGUGCGGUAUAGAGAAGACCUGAACCAAGUGAUUUCGAUCAAGGACUCCCAGCAGAAACAACUUCUCAAGACGCAGCUUCAGCGCAUCCAGGCCCUGGAGAAGGAGAAGGCAGUGGCAGAAGCGCAGCUGAGGGAGUCUGAGCGUGCGCAGGAUGGUCUCAGGGAGCGCGUGGCAGCCCUGGCCGAGGAUAAAGCCAGAAUGUCUGAGGAGAUCGAAACCCUGGCGUCCUCUCUGUCUCGGGUGCAGGGUGAGGUGACAGCGUUACGCGAGGGGGGUCCUGUCGCGGAGUGCCAAGCGCAGCUGAAGGCCCGAGAGGAAGAGACACAAGAACUGGGUCGUGAGCUUUCCCUCUCGCAGAGAAGGGUAACGGAGCUGGAGGCAGAAUUAGCGUGUGUUCAGAGGGACGCAGCCAAGAGAGUGGGAGAGGCGGAGGACAGGCUGCGAAAGGAGCUGAAGCACCUGCAUCACGAUGCAGGGAUAAUGAGGAACGAAACAGAAACAGCAGAAGAGAGAGUAGCAGAGCUGGCACGGGACUUGAUGGAAAUGGAACAGAAAUUUCUUGCGGUCACAGAUGAAAACAAAGAUCUCAGAGCUCAAAUUCAGUCUUUCGGGAAGUCCAUGAGCUCUCUUCAGGAUAGCCGCGACCAGGCCAAUGAAGAGCUGCGUGUUUUGAAACAUAAAUACUCUGCAGACUUAGAGGAACAAAAGUCCCUGGUGCAGAGUCUUCAGAAACAGGUGAUUCAGCUCCAAGAGGAGCAACAUUCCACUGCCAGGGAGCGGGAUAAGGUGAGAUCCGAGCUCGCAGAACUGCAGAAAGCCGCUGAUGAAAGAGGUCUCUUGGCCCGGGUUGAGGAGCUUUGCCAGCAGCUCAGAGCCAAAGACGAUGAGCUGCUCCGUUUGUCCUCAGAGCUGCAGGGCUCUUCCUCCCAGCUCGCGUCUUUCUCCAAGGCGAUGGGGAGCCUCCAGAACGAGCGAGACCGCCUGCUGCGUGAAUUGGGCCAAACACGUAAAGUGCAAGAAGGGAAGCAACAAGCAGAAGGGAGUGUUCCCUCUGCUCCUUCAGAGGUGCAGAGUCUGAAGAAGGCACUGUCCUCCUUGCAGGAUGACAGAGACAGAGUAGUAAGAGAGCUGAAGAAUCUGCAGCAGCAAUACAUACUGGUUGGGGUAGAAUCCGCUGAAAAUUCUCGCCUAAAAGCACAGCUGCAGGAAUGUCAGCAGGACGCAGAUGAACAGCGCCGCCUCCAAGAGCAGCUGAGGCAGGAGAGUGUUUCCUACCAGCAGGAGCUCCAGCAGCUUAGACAAGAGAAGACGGCCUGGGAGAGGCAGAACAGCAGCGUGAAGGAGCAGUGCCUGGUGGCCGUGGCGGAGAAGGACAAACAGCUGAGCCAUUUGCGGGGGAUGGUGCAAGAGCUGAGCGUGCCCCUGGGCAGGCCCCAGGCCGCGGCGGAGCAGCACCCAGCGAAGAUUUCUGCAGAAGUUCUGAGAGGCGACUUUUCAAGCAUAGAGACAGAAAGGAAACAUCUCCAAGCCCAGCUGAGUGACAGCCUGAAAGAACUGCACCAAAAAGAGCUCAGAAUCCAGCAGCUGAACAGCAAGCUCUCCCAGGUCUUUGAGGAGAAAAACGCGCUGUCCCUGCAGCUGCGCGGCAGCGGCCGGGGCGGCGAGAGCCGGCAGCACCGCAGCGAGGUUCUGGCCCGCCGCCUGCUGCUGGAGGGGAAGCUCCGGGAGCCGCAGCCUGCAGACAAGGGCACGGAGCUGUUUGCAACAGAUGCUGCCCCAGGAGCGCCCCAAGAAAAGAACGAGCCUCGGAGCAGCAGUUACACACCAGAACUGCAGGAGCUGCAGCUGAGGCUGUCUGAAACCGAACACUUGCAUAGCAGCACAAAGCAGGAUCUGAGGUAUCUGGAGGAGCAGCUGGAGGAAGAACGGGACCGUCGUCUUGCUGUGGAGGAGGCGCUCUGUGCGGCACAGGACCAGCUCAGGAGGUUGCAGUCAAACGAGUGGACGUCUUCCUCAAGCACCAGCGUUGACGUGGCUCCAGGUCAUGAGCACUCCUUGCUGAUUGAGUCCGCGGAUAACACUUUCAGCAAACCUCGGAACGUCGCUGGACUGCGACGCCUGUUACGCGCUCUGUUCCGGUCCCGGACCCGCUUGCCUCUGCUAGUGGCCACGUAUCUGCUUGCCGUCCACGUCCUGCUCCUCCUGUGCUUUACAGGCCGCCUCUGAACAGGAAUAACAGCCUUGUUGUGAGCCGCAGCCCCGUGUGCCCCCGGGCCCGCGUUCCCUGUCCACAGGGCGGCGCUUCACCUCUCUUUCCAGGUCAGCCCGUGGGGCGCAGCUGCACCCAGCAACGUCCCCGGGUGCUGCUGGGGAGGCGGCAGCGGGUGCUGCUGCUCGGGCUGCUUCCAGGACCUGCCGUUCCUUCGGUGUUUUCCAAAGGAGUGGUACAUCUUGGAGUCGGGGUCCCCAUGCUACAGCCUUCAAGGACAGAUUCUGCUCCUGUACUUGGAGCUAGCACCACUCAUAAUGUGGUAUUGUGCAGGAAUAGCAAUAGCAAUAGUGCAGGUGGGAAUAAGAAGAAUACUCUGGAGCUGCUGCAGUACUGUAACACUUCCCGGAGCUGCAGGAUCUUCCCCCUCCGAGACUGGAUCAGUGACCCGGGCUGGGGAAACCCUGUAGCUACUGUAGGAAAGAGAAGCUUCCUUCCUUUCUUCCGUUCCCUGGAUGUGCUCCGUGGCUCAGCUCCGUUUGAAAUGCAAAUCCUAAGGAAGUUGCAGACACUUUAAGGAACAUGAAUUGAAUUUCAGAUUUGUGUUUCCUGCUCAGUUGCUUCUCAUGUUGAAGAAAGACCAAAAUUAGUAUAUAAUUAAUAUAUCUGGACCUGCUAAGCAUUCCAUUUAAGACCAAUCAUAUAUCUCCCCUGACGAGCCUGUAAAAUAACGUCAGUAAUUCAGUAGCUGAAAAGGAAUAAGUUAUAACCUUGCUGUUUAUAACUUUUGUGCACCUGUGAUGACGGAAGGCGCUUCCAUACCUCUUGAACGGAGCGCGGCCGGGAUCCUGCGUCCUCGUCCUGAGCAGCCACGGGGUGAAACCCGCACGGGCUGCCUUGAAGGGGUCCAUAGUGUGGUAUGUGUGCCCACACCAAAGGUACCACAGGUGGAGGCUCCAGAAAUAAACUGAGGAAGGGAAUAGAGUUCUGGAACCUUCUGGCAUCUUGGCUUUAGGAAAAGCCGGUUGUAGAAAGCUAGUGCUGGUCAUUAGACGUGUUAGAAUCUAAAGCAACCUGAUGCAAAUGGACUUGAUCUUAUAGAAUACAUGGAGUGCCAUGUUUUCUAAAGAAAUCCUGGAUACGUCCUGGAAUUGAGACUACUCUGUUGCGACGGGAGAAGGGUGAGUGCAAAGAAGACAGUUCCAGUUCCCUGUCAGAGACCGAGUGGUCACUGUUCAGAGGAUCGUACCUGCCCUUGCUGGAGCAUUAGCAGUCACAUUUUUCCCAUGGGAAAGCGGUAGUUCCGUUGAUACUGCUGGUAAAGGAAGAUUCUCCAGCCUGUUUCAGGAUGGGUUGAUUUCAUCGUGGCAGUAAAGCCGCUGGAUCUCUGGCAGGUCCGGAACAUGGGCACUGUGUAUCCUUUUGGGCACUGCCCCGGUUAUCCGCGUGGACUUCAACUGUAUAAAACUCAGUGACCAAACACUUGGCCUGUACCUUCCUGGAGCAUGUGCUCCUGUAUAUACAAUAAAGAUUAUUUUUCAGAUGGAA